This is a messenger RNA of Callorhinus ursinus (northern fur seal), 1942 nucleotides long. NCBI's taxonomy places the organism in Eukaryota, Metazoa, Chordata, Mammalia, Carnivora, Otariidae. The record is from RefSeq and is a predicted model, not a curated record.
GCCAGCCGUGGAGCUGUCCCCCAGGCAGGGGCAGACCCGAGGACGUCUGGGACAACGUGUGCAUUUCCUGCAGCACUUGGGGCGAUUUCUCAGGCAGGGCUCCCGCCCCUCCGUUUGUGUUACUGUGUAACAAAGCACCCCAAACUCAGUGGCAUCAACAUUUUAUUGUGUCCCCAAGCCCUGCGGUCAGGGCGCAGAUGGGGCCCCACCCGGCGGCUGGACUAGCUGUGUGAUGCCUGGCAGCUCUGGCGGGGACAGUGGCGUCUCCCACCCGCGUUCUGACGAGUGCGUGGGGAAAUGCAGGUGAGCUGCUCUGGGGCCAUCCUCACACAAAGCCAAGACCUGGGGCUGCAAGCACCCGAGGUGUGGUCUCUGCAGGUCUGAAGCCCAGAGGUCCUAACGCAGGUGAUUCAAGGCAGAGCUGUCUCCAGAGGCUGCAGGGGAGGGUCCUCCCUGGUCUCUCCAGCCUCCCGUCCUGGCCGAGGAUCCCAUCCUGUGGCUGCAUUCCUCCCACCCCUGCCUCCGUCCCUGCCCGGCCCCUUUAUCCACUCCCUGAACCUGGGCACUGUCCCCGGGGACAUACAGGGCACCCCGCAAUCCCAUCCCUGUGCACCUAGACCCUGCUGGGGAGGGCCCUGCUCCCGCCACUGCAGCCGGGGCCAUGAGGAGUCAGUCUGGCCCUGGGGGAUGAGCGCGUGGCGGCCCAGGGCCCAUCAGGCUCCCGGUUUACAAAAAACUGCAGCCAGUUUUAGGCGGACUCCUUGAAGGACAUUCCAAAGGGAAGCACUCUCCGUCCUGGGGGUGUGCAUGUCUGGGGGGCUGGCUCCACCCAAUAGGCCACAAAGGGAACCCACAGACCAAGGCGGGGGUACCCGGGCCUAAAGGGGCAGCGGGUGCCGAACCCGGGCCUGGGAGCUGGUGCUCAGAGACGCUUGGCAUCGGCGGAUCCAAGUCGUAUCCCGCACGACGGCGUCUAUGGCCCCUGAAGCCCGAGCUGGACAAUCUGGACUGCUGCUCAGCAAGGGUCGAGAGGGACGGUCGGGCUGCCCUCCAGAGGGACACCUGGGAGCCUCCUUGGCUGAAGAGGCCCGGGAGCCCAUCGGGCAGGCAGUCCCCCCGGGGGGUUCAAUGUACCACCUCAGAGACCGUCCCGGGUGGGGUGCCUCCACUCUGAGGCUGGUCAGGUGCUCUGAGGGGGCUGGGGCUCCACGGGACUGGGGUGCCCCCUGGAGCUCAAGGUGGGCUAGCCAGGGGCAGAGGGCACAGUGCAGGCAGCGCAGGGGGAACAGCGGCGGGACCAGGAACAGCGCAGCCGUGGGAAGAGGCCGGGUCACAGGAGGAGACUAUUUGGGGUUACUGGAAUCGGCCUCGUUCAAAGCCUGUGACACAGAGGCACAUAUGCCCCCCGAAGGCCCAUCUAGAGACAAGUGCACUACCUUUCCAGCGAUGGGUGGAGGCUGGAGGGCCGAUGAAUCCUCCCGCAAAAGACCCCGGGGAGCCUUGAAGGCUCGGGAAGCCGGGGACGCAGGGGGUCGACAGGCCGGAUGGAGACCGACGGCGGCCGCAUGCAAGCCGCCAGCUCAGAAAGAGUCUCGGGGUUGGGAUACCUCCGCCCGGAAGGCUCUCCGGUGGUUCUGGUGCGGGCCGAGAUCCACGGGCAGAGAGACAUCCGGCUCCCGCCGCACAGGCAGAGCGGAGGGAUCUGGGAGCCUUGCAAGACCUGACGGCGGCGUGCUGACCGUGGUACCCUCAAUGAGCGGCACCUGGGAGCCUGGUUUGCUGCAGAAACCCGGGCCUUCCAAACAUUUCGGGCGUGCAGUGUAGGGAUUCAGCACUUCCACACAUCACUCCGUGCUCCUCACGGUAAGUGUACGCCUAGUCCCCUGGACCUGGUUCACUCCUCCCGUCCCUCCUCCCCUCUGCUAAACACCAGUGCUCUGUA